This is a messenger RNA of Haliotis rubra (blacklip abalone), 1734 nucleotides long. RefSeq lists its product as uncharacterized. The record is from RefSeq and is a predicted model, not a curated record. NCBI's taxonomy places the organism in Eukaryota, Metazoa, Mollusca, Gastropoda, Lepetellida, Haliotidae. The transcript is spliced from 7 exons. Bases 678 to 1580 code for a protein of 300 amino acids.
AAUGAAAUUAUCGAUUGACAAGUCAGAUAUACUAUCUCUUAAAGAUGAAAAUAGAAGCGUAAAAACAUUUAAUCACGAGGAAUCUCAUAAAAUUCAAGCUUGCUUCUUGCUUCUUGCCUUUGUGACAGUUUAUAUUCUGGCGAUCACACAACUGGGAAACGAUAUACGUUUUUAUGUUGCCAACUAUAUCUUUCUCUAUCAAGAUAUUAGCUUUAUUUUCCAUAAGAGAAAACAUGUACAAUGUGUAUCAGUUCACGUUGCUGCUUAUGACAUUUUCCGCCUUUGAGGUCACAUUUAAUAUGUGGAUAAUAUCUAUCACAAGUGGUCUAAACAGUUUUCCAGACACACAUAAUAGAGAUAAUGCUAUCCUGGUAUGUUGGUCACCUUGGUAUCAGUCACUCAAAGUAAGUUCACCCAAGGUUUCGAGAAUUGUUUGAAUGUAGAUGAGGAAACAUGUACAAGGCAAUUGUCCGCUGUGUUGCGCUAAUAGUAAUCCAUAAUCAUUCAUCUUCUGCAACGCUGGACGCUGAUGAUGUUCGAGCUCCGUUUGGUCCUAAACUGUGUGUCGAGUGGUGUCAGAGACUUCCGAAGUGUCGCUCUCCAAUCUUAGUCACCCAUGACUUGUCAUGUCAUUUUAAAAAUACAGUUGUCGACCACUGAAUUCAACGGCAACGUAUAUGAUCAUCGUGAAUGAGACACAUUGCCCUGACAGCCGUCGACGACAGAAGACCAUUGGGACCAGGAAUCCAAGAUUCGACACCCUACCUGGUGGGACUCGGAAGAACGCGGAAUCCCACAUAUAUCUUUUGAAAGACAGUGAACUACUUGUAUAUGCACCAGUUAUACGGUCAUGGAGGGUUGUGAGACACCGGCAAAAUACCAGGGAAUAUGUUAAGGAAAUAGCAGGUGGGGAUGACAACUCGAGAGUCUACUAUCUGGCUACUGACGGUCAUCAUUACAACAUCAGCUACUACGACGUCAGCCGCAGCAAUCCUACCGAGCCAACACCGAUUGUGGGACAUGGAAGAUUAGAAUUAACUGUCGAAAUGGCUGUCGAUGAUGGUGCUGGACUUAUAUUUGUUUUGAGCGUUACCAACACGAGACAGUGUCGACUUCUUGUGUUCAAGAACAAAGAGAUCUCUAAGAACAUCCUUCUGGAGAUGUAUCACUAUGGGAGCGUCGAUGUCGACAGGGCCCACAGGAAGUUGUAUAUCGCCUACACGUGGCCAGACACUGCCUAUGUGGGGAAAGUGGAUUACGAAGGAUGGGUGUGCGACAAGAUCAGACUACCUGGACAAUACCCCGCGUCACUGGCAUACGACCCGAGAGACAAUGUAGUAUAUGGGCUGGUCACUGACAUGGGCAAGCAGCUUGUGUACUUCUUUGACUUUUCGGACGGGUCAGCAAAAAGAGCGAAUAUGAUCCCAGGAGGAAUGCAACCUAACAUCAUACUGAUCGGUUUGACGACGUUUGCACUGAUUGGAAGAAACGCGGGAGUGCUGUAUGACAGAAAGAUUUCAGGAAGGACAAACAUCGACGGAAGAAAAUCUGAAUCUGGUGUCAUCUUGGAAUAUUCUUGACAUUUUCCAGCUGCACGGGAAUAGUGUGACUGUUCCUCUACUCCCAGAAAGCAAUGAAGGAUUUCGUCAGUUUUUUAAAGUCAUCGUGUAUCCUACACAGUGUAUUACCAAGUCCUAUUUGUGCACCACUAUGGGUUGUUAUGAGAAAUAAAAC